Molecule: messenger RNA, 763 nt
Organism: Boleophthalmus pectinirostris (great blue-spotted mudskipper)
Lineage: Eukaryota; Metazoa; Chordata; Actinopteri; Gobiiformes; Gobiidae
Gene: get1
Product: guided entry of tail-anchored proteins factor 1
Exons: 5
Coding region: 65-577 (170 amino acids)
Biological process (GO): tail-anchored membrane protein insertion into ER membrane
Source: RefSeq, a predicted model, not a curated record
GGCCGCGCUGCUGCUGCCGCCGCUGCGUACUGUGGAUCCAUGUGUGCGGGGCGGAGAAACAAACAUGGCGGCGGGAUACGCUUGGUUCCUCGUGUUGUGUUCAGUUUUUUUGUGCAACUUAAUGAAAACACUCCUCCCGUCCAUAUCUUCGUGUCUCUCCAAAAUGGUGCAGAAGGAUGCUGAGCAGGAAAGUGAAAUGAGAGCAGAAAUUCAAGAUCUCAAGAGGGAGCAGUCCUCCAUUAGUAUGAUGGAUGAAUUUGCCAGAUAUGCACGGCUGGAGCGUAAAAUCAACAAGUUGACAGACCAACUAAAAACACAUGUGAAAUCAAGAACUGCACAACAGGCGAAGAUGAAGUGGGUGGUGAACAUUGUCUUUUAUAUUUUACAGGCCGCUCUGAUGAUCUCUCUCAUAUGGAAGUAUUACUCUGACCCGGUCACUGUGGUCCCCAGUCGAUGGAUAGCUCCUGUGGAGCGUCUUGUUGCAUUCCCCACUGGGGUGGCAGGUGGUGUGGGCAUUACAUGCUGGUUGGUAGUUUGUAACAAAGUAGUUACACUGGGUCUCAGUGCUGUGAGUUAAAAAGAUUAUUUUUACUCCUCACUGUUUUUGUUUUGUUUGUCUCCACUGGAUCAAAAAAAAAAUGAAUAUAGGCCUACUGACCUGAAUGUUAUGUGAUGGUAAAAUUAUCUUGAUUUUGUUUUGUAAUUGAUGUUAUUUAUUUCGUUACCUUUGAGUAUUUCUUUUAAUAAAAAAUGAAUAAAUGUA